UUCCAAGUAAAUUAAUUUUCUGAAAGUUAAAUUCAAAAAUACCAAAAUAUGCUUCAUAUUUGAGGAAUGGUCGUAUUCAUUUCUCACUGGGUUAUAUGGUUGUGAUAUUCGCUAGGUAUGUGGCAACCGCAUUUUAAAACCAUUUGGAGGUUCAAAUAAUAAGUGUCUUUCUUAAGCAAAAUAAAAUUGAGUCGUUAGCGCUGCCAAGCAACUAAAAUUUUGGUUUUGUUUUGACGUUUGCUAGCUCAACUGUUGAAACGUAAAUAAUAAAACAACAAACAAGAUAAAUAGAAAUGACAAGCAAGAAAACAUAAAUUAAAAACUUGUUAAUAAUAGACGGACAAGUGCUUGAUAAGAUAUUAAAGCAAACUAACCAGUCCAUAAAAACUUGUUUUCGAUAAACUAAAAUAGUUCAUUAUUAACUGCGGUGCAUAAAAAUGUUUGCUGUUCCCGGUCGUGCAUUGCAUUUCGUAUUUAAAAUUGGAAAUCGUGCAAAGAAUGCAUUCUUCUUCCGAAAUAUACUGGGCAUGGUGGUGCUGCGUCACGAGGAGUUCACGGAAGGUUGCCCCGCGCAGUGCAAUGGGCCCUAUGACAAUCGCUGGAGCAAGACGAUGAUUGGUUAUGGCCCAGAAUCGUCGCACUUUGUUUUUGAAUUGACCUACAACUACGGCGUCACCAGCUAUAAUAUAGGAAACGAUUUUGGUGGUGUAGUCAUAAGAUCUCAGGAGUCACUGCUGCGUGCAGUACAACACAACUAUCCGAUAUUAGUAGAGAAUGAUGCGAAAGUCCUCGUAUCACCAGAUGGUUAUAAAUUUUAUAUAUCAGAAGAACCACAACCAAGUAACGAAGAUCCAGUGGCAGAAAUUACUCUGCAUACAAAUAAUUUGGGUAUUUCCAAGCUCUAUUGGAGUGAGGUGUUGACCAUGAGUAUGUUGGCUGAAAGCGAAAGUUUUAUAAAACUUGCUUACGGUCCCGGUCAGGCCAUAUUACAACUUAAGUUUUUGCCAGUGCCAAUCAAUCGGGCCAGUGCUUAUGGACGCAUAGCAUUUGCUGUGCCACUCAACAUACAACCGGCAAUCGAUGCAAGAAUUAAGGAUAUUAAUGGCACUAUUCUAACGCCAUUGACUACUUUGGACACACCCGGUAAAGCUACAGUGCGUGUUAUUAUACUCGCCGAUCCCAGUGGGCAUGAAAUAUGUUUUGUCGAUGAGGAAGGAUUCUCUGAAUUAUCACAAGUUGAGACAGGAGCAACUCAAGCACUCGAAAAAUACAUCAUGAAGGAUCCUUUCCAGUUACAUUAAAAAGCGUGCGAAGUGAUUUUGGUUAAAAUAUUUUAAACUUCUUUGAUUUUUAUACAAAAUUUUUUUUAAAGGAUACAGUAAACACAUCCUUUAAAGAAUGUUUUGUAUAUCUUGGAAGGUUAACUUAAAUACUUAAAAUUUCUUGUGAUGAAAUAUGAAUUUUGGAAAUUAUUUAGUUAUCAGAAAAAUAUGUUAAUGUUUAUAAAUGAAGAUCUAUUGUAGAAUUUAUGAAUACAGUAUAAAUCCACGUAGCUAUUGCGCUACAAAAUUGAAUGUAAUCUUUAAGAUAUAUUGAAAUUAUUCGCUACUAUAUCUUUGUUAUAUCCUGAACAUGUUAUUACCAAAAUUAAAAUAUAUUUAAAU
This is a messenger RNA of Teleopsis dalmanni, 1664 nucleotides long. RefSeq names its product glyoxalase domain-containing protein 4-like. The record is from RefSeq and is a predicted model, not a curated record. NCBI's taxonomy places the organism in Eukaryota, Metazoa, Arthropoda, Insecta, Diptera, Diopsidae. Bases 438 to 1301 code for a protein of 287 amino acids. The transcript is spliced from 6 exons.